This is a messenger RNA of Vombatus ursinus (common wombat), 3498 nucleotides long. Its product is annotated as zinc finger protein OZF-like. The coding region runs from base 971 to 2275 and encodes 434 amino acids. NCBI's taxonomy places the organism in Eukaryota, Metazoa, Chordata, Mammalia, Diprotodontia, Vombatidae. The record is from RefSeq and is a predicted model, not a curated record. The transcript has a single exon.
CUGCCCUCAGGGAGCUUAUAUUCUAACAGAGCAGAGUGAGACCACACGUAGAAGGGUGCAGGGGCCAGUGAAGGGAGCUUUAUUCUGGGGAGUCACAGAGAUAAUAAAUUGAUGUAUAUGAUACUCAGCUAACACAUCCUUUCCCUAAGUAAUGAUGCUGGUUUAACUUGGUUCCACCUUGUGCUCUGGGAACAGUAGAGCCAAGGGGGAGUCACUAAGAGAGUGGAUGAGAUGUGAAGAAGAAGCGUGUCUGGGACCAGCUAAUAAAUAUUGUGGACAAGUUUGCACUCAUUCACCAAUCAGCUCAGUUGGGUCCUAGGGCAGGAGUUCCAAGGAUGAGUGAAUUAACUCCCCUGGAGCUAGGGGUAUGGAUUCCAGAUGUCAGGGUCCAGAGAGUCAGAGAGCUAAUAGGGUCCAGGUGAAGAGGAUAAAAUACCAGCCCAAAGUAUUUUGACUGUAUCCUGUCAAACUUAGCCGUGGAAGGCUUUUUAACAAGGAGAAUAAUAUGUUGCAUUUGCAUGUAGAAAAGAAAAAAUCUAGCAUGAAUAUGGCCAGUGAAUUAGAAAGUAGUAAAACUGAUUGGGGAGACCUGAAAGGGCUCUUUCAGUAAUGCCUGUGUAAAGUCAUGAGGGCCUGGGCUGGGGUGGUGAUAGUGGGGCACCUCUUCUUCCUGUGAUGCCAAUCUGACUCCCAGAAUCCCUGCUUUACUGUGUUAUCUGUGUGGUACUCUCCUGAGGAGGCUGUCAUAAUUCCCUCUUCUUACCUUUGCUACCAUUUCAGUCUCACUUCCCCCAAUUUUGGCCCUGCUGCACAGCUACAUUUGAGAGUUGUGAAAGCCAUACUCUUACUAUAGGCAUGCUUGUCAUUUCCAACAUCCCAGUCCUUCAAUAGAAGUUUCCUUUCUCCUAGUUUCAAGCACAGGGGACAUUUGCAUUUUCAUUAUGUUUCAGCCCAGAAAACUGAGAACAAAAUGGCAAUUCCAAACAAUGAUAUCUCUGAAGAAAAAUCAUCCCAUGAAGACAAAGUGGCAAACCUUGGGAGGAGUAAUACUUUGAAUUCUAAUCCAGGAGAAUCUGCCUGCUUGAGUGAUGGUAAGUUGGAGACAAAACCAAAAAGCAAGACCCAUUUGAGGGAUGUGACAGUCACUCACAAGAAAAUUCCAGCUGGACAAAGAGUCCGCAAACUCAAAAAAAUUGUUGAGAAAUUUCAGUCUAAAGUUAGUUCUUAUAGAAAAAAGAGAUAUCCUUCAGGAGAAAAACCCCAUAAAUGUGAUUCACCUAGAAAGCUCUUCAAACAGAAUUCAUGCCUAAGUAGACAUAAGGAGAUUUAUUCAGGAGAAAAGCCUCGUAAAUGCAUUGAAUGUGGGAGAAGCUUCAGCAACAAUACACACCUGGAAAACCAUCAGAGAACUCAUUCUGGGGAGAAGCCAUAUAAAUGUAGUGAAUGUGGAAAAGCCUUCAGUUAUGCUUCAUCCCUUACAAAACAUCAUAGAAUUCAUACAGGAGAGAAGCCCUAUAUAUGUAAAGAAUGUGGGAAAGCCUUCAGUGAGAGCUCAAACCUUAUUCAACAUAGGAAAAUUCACACUGGAGAAAAACUCUAUAAAUGUAAUGAAUGUGGAAAAGCCUUCAAUAAGAAUUCAUCCCUUACUCAGCAUCUCAGAAUUCAUACAGGAGAGAAGCCCUACAAAUGUAAGGAAUGUGGAAAAGCCUUCAGUGAGUACUCAAACCUGAUUCAACAUCAGAAAAUUCAUACAGGAGAAAAGCUUCAUAAAUGUAAUGAUUGUGGGAAAGCCUUCAACAAGAAUUCAGCCCUUACUCAACAUCUAAGAAUUCAUACAGGAGAGAAGCCCUACACAUGUAAGGAAUGUGGGAAAGCCUUCAGUGAAAACUCAUCCCUUACUCAACAUCUGAGAAUUCAUACUGGUGAAAAACCCUAUGAAUGUAAGGAGUGUGGGAAAGCCUUCAACCGGAGCUCAUCUCUUAAUAAGCAUCAAAAAAACCAUUCUGGAAAGAAGCCCUAUAAAUGUAAAGAAUGUGGGAAAGCUUUUGGCCAGAGUACCCAUCUUGCUCGACAUCAGAGAACUCAUACUGGAGAAAAACCUUAUGAAUGUGAAAAAUGUGGGAAGGCCUUCAGUCAGGGUACACAUCUUACUAAACAUCAGUUUACUCAUACUGGAGAGAAACCUUAUGAAUGUAAUGAAUGUGGAAAAGCCUUCAGUGAGAACUCAUACCUUAUUAAACACCAGAAAAUUCAUGUGGAAUAUAAACCCUGUUAAUUUGAUGACUAUGGAAAAACCAUUAGGCUUUAGAUGUAGCUUUUCUCUCAUCAAAUAGAGGCCAAACACUAGAGAGUAAUCCAGGAAAUAUAAUGAAUGUAGUAUCAGUUACAUUUAUCACUUCAGAAAUUAACAUGAAGCUUAAUUGUAAUGGUCAGUCAUGGUCCUAAGAGUAGAAAUGAGAAAUGCACCUCUUCUUUGGAGAGGUGGGAGAACAUGGAUACACGAUGUUACAUAUGCUUCAGACAAGGCCACUGGGCUAUUUGGUUUUGUUGGGCUGUUUUUCUUUGUUACAAAGGAAGUAUUCCUGGAUGGGUAGAGGCUACAUCUGGAAAUGACUGUUUAAAGAGAAGGCAUCAGUAAAACUUUAGUGAGGAAAAAUAGAUAGUGAUGUCAUCGUUGGUCACCAGCUUUGACAUGUGUGAUAGUUAAGAAGAAGCUUCCAGGCAUGAUGAUGACUUCAAGAUGCAGGGAAUUGAGAAGCCUUUUUAUCCCUACCUUGUACAAAACCAAGGGAUGGUAAUUUAGCAGAAGCCCAAGCUGGAAACAUUCUAGUUAGAGAUCUGGAAAAGCCACACAAAGAGCUUUAAUGGGUGGGGCUCAAAAGAGUAGUUCUAAUCACCCCACCAUAUCUAAAGUGAUGGACACCAUAGUAAGGUGAGAAGUCUCAAAUGCCUAGACUUUGAGUGCAGAAAAAGUCCUUGAUCCACUGGAGGUAUGUUCAGAUUAACUGAGGAAACUUGGCUCUCUUUCUUGGGGUCCUCUAUGAACUAUCAAAUUGGUUUGGGUCUAAGAGUAGCUUGGAAUCAAGCACACAUCUGGCAAAAGAGAGAGAGGAAGCUGCCUCUGAGAAGGAUAGGAAUCGCUUAGCAACGAAGAGAAUGCCUCAGGCAGAAGAGGACCUUGUGAAGUGUCCAGAGGAUUCUAGACUUCUCAUCUUCUCAUCAUACUACCAGCAUCAUUCCCCAGGACAGCAGCGGCUGCAGGUGGGGUCUGUGUUAGAGCUGAAAGAGAAGGCAGAUUCCUGCAGAAACCUGAUUACUCCAGGAAGUGAAGAAAAAGACUUCCAGCAACCAAGAGACUGAGUUAUGAAUUAGCCCUCUGUCACAUGUGCUCUCCAAGUUUGGGCGCUCUUUCCUUUGGACUCUGCACUUGGGGAACAGUGUGUCACAGGCUUUGGGGGGCAGUGUUUGUACAAACUGUUCUUACUGAAACAUCUUAAU